Molecule: messenger RNA, 3525 nt
Organism: Miniopterus natalensis
Lineage: Eukaryota; Metazoa; Chordata; Mammalia; Chiroptera; Miniopteridae
Source: RefSeq, a predicted model, not a curated record
UUUGCAUGCAGGCCCCCCUGAGAGCCCUGUCCCCAUAGGGAGGGAUCUGCUGUGUCAUGCCCAGACCCAGGGGGACACAGACAGCCACAGAGCUCCCAAAGCUUCCAGACCUCAGGCCCCUGGCCAAGGAACCACCCAGCCCCCCAAAGUGCCCUAUUCCCAGGCAGGCUGAGACGCCACAACCCCCACCCCAGGACUGUCCCCACCCCAGCAGCAGGGUGGAAGCCAGGCAGGCCGGUGGGCCACUGUCCUGGCUGGUGGGCAGGCCUGUGGGACCCUGCCAAGGCUGCCCCUGGACCUGCAGAUGGAGUCACCCUUGCAGUCCCCUCCUGACUGCAGAUGGUUCCUCCCCAGGGCUGGAGAGAUGUUCCUGUGCCUACUCCCCGGGAAUGGGGUAGGUGCCGAGGGGCUUGGGCAGAAGCAGGUAACAAGGUUGUGGUCAGUGGCUGCUCAAAGCCUGCCUACCCAGGUCACUGGCAGCCAGAGAGCCUAGUGGCAUCAGGAUAACAGAGUCCAAUGUGUGGACACCUUGGGCCAAGGGAAGUGUAGAUUCUCCAGGGGCCCCUGGGCUUGGCAGGUGAGGUUAGGUCUUUUGCUAAACAAAUCUCCACCCCUCCCAGCCCCGACUCACCAUAUCUGGGCCCCACCCAGCUCAUCUACUUGCCAUCCCUGCCAGAAGCUGCCACCUGCCAUGUCAGGCCUGGCUCUCCUGGGCCUCUCCGCUCUGCUGGGCCUUGGGGCCGGGGCACCGCUGUGCCUGUCCAGGCAGCUCAGGAUGCAGGGGGACUACGUGCUGGGCGGGCUCUUCCCCCUGGGAUCAGCUGAGGACGUGGGUCUCAGCAACAGGACACAGCCCAACACCACGGUGUGCACCAGGUUCUCGUCUCUCGGCCUACUCUGGGCACUGGCCAUGAAGAUGGCCGUGGAAGAGAUCAACAGAGGGUCCACCCUGCUGCCGGGGCUGCGCCUGGGCUACGACAUCUUCGACACAUGCUCAGAGCCCGUGGUCGCCAUGAAGCCCAGCCUGGUGUUCAUGGCCAGAGUGGGCAGCUGCGACAUCGCCGCCUACUGCAACUACGCGCAGUACCAGCCCCGCGUGCUGGCCGUCAUCGGGCCCCACUCGACUGAGCUUGCCCUCGUCACUGGCAAGCUCUUCGGUUUCUUCCUCACGCCCCAGGUCAGCUACGGUGCCAGCACGGACCGGCUGAGCGACCGGGAGGCCUUCCCGUCUUUCUUCCGCACGGUGCCCAGCGACCGGGUGCAGGCGACAGCGGUGGCGGAGCUGCUGCACAGGCUCCGGUGGAACUGGGUGGCCGCCGUGGGCAGCGACGACGAGUAUGGCCGGCAGGGCCUGAGCCUCUUCUCCAGCCUGGCCAACGCGCGGGGCAUCUGCAUCGCCCACGAGGGUCUGGUGCCGCUGCCUGGCGCCCACGGCCUGAGGCUGGGCUCCGUGCAGGGCCUGCUGCACCAGGUGAACCAGAGCAGCGUGCAGGUGGUGGUCCUCUUUUCCUCCGCCUGGGCCGCCCGUGCCCUCUUUAGCUACAGCAUCCGCAGCAGGCUCUCGCCCAAGGUGUGGGUGGCCAGCGAGGCCUGGCUGACCUCGGACCUGGUCACAACACUGCCCGGCAUGGCCCAGGUGGGCACCGUGCUGGGCUUCCUGCAGCAGGGGGCCCCGAUGCCCGACUUCCCGUCCUAUGUGCGGACCUGCCUGGCCCUGGCCGCUGACCCCGCCUUCUGUGCCUCACUGGACUCAGAGCAGCCCGGCCUGGAGGAGCAGGUGGUGGGGCCACGCUGCCCCCAGUGCGACCACAUCUCGCUGGAGAACGUGUCCUCCGGCCUGCUGCACCACCAGACCUUCGCGGCCUACGCGGCCGUGUACAGCGUGGCCCAGGCCCUGCACAACACGCUGCUCUGCAAUGCCUCAGGCUGCCCCACACAAGCACCCGUGCGGCCCUGGCAGCUCCUGGAGAGCAUGUACAACCUGAGCUUCCGGGUGCGCGGCUGGCCUCUGCGGUUUGACACCAGCGGGAACGUGGACAUGAGCUACGACCUGAAACUGUGGGUGUGGCAGAACCAGACGCCUAAGCUGCACACUGUGGGUGGCUUCAAUGGCCGCCUGACGCUGCAGAUGUCCCAGAUGCGCUGGCACACUCCAAGAAACAUGAAGCCUGUGUCCCAGUGCUCAAGGCAGUGCAAGGAGGGCCAGGUGCGCCGGGUGAAGGGUUUCCACUCCUGCUGCUACGACUGUGUGGACUGCAAGGCAGGCAGCUACCAGCGCAACGCAGAUGACCUCUUCUGCACCCAGUGUGACCAAGACCAGUGGUCCCCAGACAGGAGCCUGCACUGCUUCCCCCGCAGGCCCAAGUUCCUGGCGUGGGGGGAGCCGGCCGUGCUGCUGCUGCUGGCGCUGCUGGGCCUGGCACUGGGCCUGGUGCUGGUGGCCCUGGGGCUAUUCAUCUGGCACCGGGACAGCCCCCUGGUUCGGGCCUCGGGAGGGCCCCGGGCCUGCUUUGGCCUGGCCUGCCUGGGCCUCGUCUGCCUCAGUGUCCUCCUGCUCCCUGGCCGGCCCAGUCGCGCCAGCUGCCUGGCCCAGCAGCCGCUGCUGCACCUGCCGCUCACUGGCUGCCUCAGCACCCUCUUCCUGCAGGCGGCGGCGAUCUUCGUGGAGUCAGAGCUGCCGCCGAGCUGGGCAGACCGGCUGCUCGGUCACCUGCGUGGGCCCCAGGCCUGGCUGACAGUGCUGCUGGCCAUACUGGUGGAGGCGGCACUGUGCACCUGGUACCUGGUGGCCUUCCCACCGGAGGUGGUGACAGACUGGGGGGCACUGCCCACAGAGGCGCUGGUGCACUGCCGCGUGCGCUCCUGGGUCAGCUUUGGCCUGGUGCACGCUGCCAACAGUGUGCUGGCCUCCCUGUGCUUCCUGGGCACCUUCCUGGUACACCACCAGCCUGGCCGCUAUAAUGGCGCCCGUGGCCUCACCUUUGCCAUACUGGUCUACUUCAUCACCUGGGUCUCUUUUGUGCCCAUCUUUGCCAACGUGCACGUGGCCUACCAGCCUGCUGUGCAGAUGGGUGCCAGCCUCCUCUGCGCCCUGGGUAUCCUGGCCACCUUCCACCUGCCCAAGUGCUACCUGCUGCUGCGGCAGCUGGAAAGCAACACCCCUGAGUUCUUCCUGGGAGGGGAUCCUGCUGGCAGUGCCAGAGGGCAGGGCAGCAGUGGGGGUGGAGAAGUGACUCAGCAAAAACAAGUGGCGCAUGACGCAGUAACCUCACCCCAGUGACCCCAGACCUAGUCUCUAUAUAGCAACCCCCAGACUGCCGGACUCUGCCGAGACACCCCCCCCUCCCUAGAUUCUGACCCAGGCUGACUGCUGCCCUUGACCUGAUGACCCCUGGGCCUGCACUGGGCAUGAGGGGGCUCGGCCCUGUGAGAUGUCACCUCUUGGUGCCCCAGUCAGGCUCUGUCCUUGCCCCGCUAAGGCCCGCCCAGUGACCCAGCUAGAAGGAGGCCUAGAGAGGGUUCCUC